UUAAAUUAAAAUGAGAAAAAGAAACACCGGUGGCGGGUUGCCGGUGGGGAUAUGAAACAUGAAAGCCACAUUAUGCUUCAAAAUUAAAAGCAAGAAUCAGAUCAUCAAAAUACGUCAAAAACAAUGGCUAAAUCAAUGGGAUUAUCUUCUAGUUCAUCCGUCUUCUUCAACCUUUUAUGGUAUUAUUCCAUAACAGUGGUGGUCAUAGUGAGAUUGAUAUAUCUGGUUUCUUGAGGAAAUGCAAUAGUCAAGGUGAUCUACUAUGUCUUCACUCUUCAUGAUAUACACAUUACUGUUGAUAGAUAAGACAACAUAAUUAAUUCUUAGAGAUAUCCCAAUACAUUGCCCAAAUCUAUCAAUAUGGCUAUGUUAGUAUGUUACUCCUGUAACAGUCGUCUACUGUAGAUCAACAUUGUUAAAGAGGCGGUUCAGUAAGUCAAAAUCUUUUUUCAUCCAAUAUAUUUUGCUUUGGGGUUGUGAAUCCGUGCUGUGAAAUUGUGUCUUGUGUAGAUUUUGUUAUGUAUGAACUAUCUGGUUUCUAUGCCGGGCACAAAGGAGUGUUUUUCAGUAUUUGAGUGUACUAGAUUAGUUUUAAGAAGAGUGAACUUGGGUUUCUAGUCGCUUUUAAAAAAACUAAUUUUUAAUGUUAUUUUAUAUUCAUAUAGUUUUUCAAGUUAGUUAAGUAAAAAUCUUUAAUCAUGCCAAUCUUUGAUUUUCAUAUCCAUAGAUGUCCAGUUCUCCACCGGAGCCAAAGACACAGUUAUGUAGAUUUGGACUUUAUAAUGGAAGUAAAAUGACUCGGUUAAACUUACACUUUAUCCUUGCACUGAUGGGUCAACUGAAAAUAUCCUUUUCUAUAUCACAUGAUGCACAUAGAAGGCUGCAUGCAUUUGAUCUCUCCUACGCGGAUGCCACUAUAAUCGGGGAACUUAACAUUGUGUAGUUUUUGAUGUAACUUCAUGUCUAUACCAUAUCAUUAUUUAUUGAAUAACUGUAGAAUUUUGAUGCGAAGAAUCUUGUUGAGUUGCUCAGUGCAGCUUUUCAUUUGAAUUCUACUAUCUGUGCUAUAUUGUGUUUCAUCUUAGUUGAGGGGAAUGACAACUAUUUGUUGGUGGUUUAUUUCUUACUAGUAAGUAAUGGGCAAGAAAAGAAGCAUAAGAUACGCCAGUUAACAAGGUUAUAAACGAUCCAUUUUCUUUUAAAUCUUGUAAGUGUUGUGAGAGGGUAAGUAGUUAUGCACUUUUCAUUGUAUUUUUUGUUUUAUCUUUUCUCUUCUACUUAAGGAAGAGUCUUAUAAGCCGUCAAAAAGUUGAGAUAUGAUUUUCUUGAAGCUAUAUCAGGAAAUUGCGAAAUCUAAGUUAUAGUGGAAACAAUGGAUCAUAAAUAUCUUGUCCAUUUUUGCUAGGAAAUAAAAAAAAAUCUUCUACUUUAGGAUAUAAUUUAUAUUUUCCCCAAAAAAGUCUGCUAUAAAGAUACAGCUACAAUAUGACCUAGCGAACAGAGAAAAUUUUUAAUUAGUUUGCUAAAGAAAUGCAAAGUCUAAGGAAGGAGCUAGUAUGGGAUUCAAGUUCACCGAAGUUGCUUAAAGCUUUUAGUUUACGUUGCACUGAAGAUACAUGUAGGUAAUUCUAUUUUCUCAAUCUGAUUUACAAAGAAUUUUUUUUGGUUGUAUUUGGAUUUGCUUAUUUCGAUGGGGCCAAAGAUUUUUAGUUCUUUGUUUUGGAUUAUAAUAGACUAAAGUAAAAUGACUCAUUAAAUCAUGCGCAUUUCUUAUAUAUGUGCAGUUGCUCUUGACUUUUACUACCAAUGGUCAAUAGGAAACAAUCUCUUUAUUAGUCUUAUCACUAACAAGGGUAAGGUGCGUACAUCCAACAUUCCGACCCUCCAAACCCCUACCUAGGUGGAAGCCACUUAAUAACAUUGGGUAAUGGAAUGUUUUUGUGUUUAUCUUUGGAUUUAUUAGGACUUGCAUCAAUGGGAGGAAAGCAAAGGGGUCUAAAUUUCUUGUUUCAGUUAGUUAUAAAUGUUUUUCUUAAUUCUUUUUACGAUUUUCAUUGCAAAUGACAUUUACUUUACUGAUCUUCAGGCAAUGAAGUAGGUUUCUCGUGCUCUUUUUAUAUCUUUUUCUGUAAAGUAUUUAAUCAAUAUUGGGGAAAGUUGGGUGUUUAGCGAAUGAAACAAACUUUGUUCAUAUGCUAGAAGGCUUAAGUGUAGACUGUUUUUUUAAUCAAAAAUGUUUAAUUAGAGAAAAAGUGAACUUAUGUAGACGAUCAUCGGGACUAGAUAGAAUCUUGUUUCAUGUAGCCGACCCCCUUCUUAUAAGAUUAAGGCUUUGACGGUUUUGUAAUAUGGAGAAGAACCUCGUGGUACUUGCAAAUCUACCAAUCCGUAAUGUAGAGAAAAAGCAACUGCUAUAGUUGAAUGUUCGUGUCGUCUAGCCAAGGGUCAAACCUUAUGGUCUUCUGCAUUGAAACGUAUGAGUAUUCCUGCCAAAUGGAUCCCUAGAAUUGUAUUAUGGAUAGAUUAAACUGAAUGAUUUCUGUUUUCUCUUUAAAUGCCUCCACCCUCAUUAAAAAUUGUGAGUUCUUCCCUUACUGAAAGUAAAUUGAAUUUUUCAUAUAUCUUUCUUUUUCACCUUUUUGGCGUAAAAGUGAGAGAAGCAGAUAUGACGGAUCUCGGCUAUGAAGAUGGUGUAGAUAGGAUCAGUUGUUUGCCUGAUCAUAUUCUUUGCCAUAUUCUAUCUUUUCUCCCUACUAAAUAUGCCGUAGGGACCAGUAUUUUAUCAACUAGAUGGAAAUAUUUGUGGACUUCUGUUUCCGUUCUCGAUUUAGAUUUUAGGGUUCAUGGAGGGUUAUGCUCUGCCUUAGACAUGAAUGCAAAUCCAGGAUCAGAGUCCACCUUCCAGAAUUUUGUUAACAGAGUAAUGCUCUUAAAUGACGUUACUCAUCUUCAGAAGUUCCGCCUUAUUUAUGAGUGUCGCUAUAAUCCUGCUCCUAUUUGUACAUGGUUGCAUGUGGCCAUCUCUCGUGAUAUUAUAGAGCUCGAACUUGACUUGUAUUUGUCUAUUCGAGAUGAAUAUGUCAAGUUGCCCAAAAGUUUUUUCGUGUCCAAUACACUUGUUAUUUUGAAAUUGUCUUGCAUACCUCUUUCUAUCCCUUCUGUUGUUUGCUUGCCUAUGCUUAAGAUACUUAAAAUUAGGAGGGUGAUGGGCCUCAGUGACAAGUGUAUUCAGAACUUGCUUUCAGGUUGUCAUGUUCUUGAAGAGUUGGUAAUAGAAGAAAUCAGUAGAGAGAAGCCAAGAGUGAUAGAUAUAUCUAUGGAUACACUAAAACGCUUUUCAUUUAGUUACAGAUUUGUGAUUGAUAUAUCGGUGGAUUUACCUUACAAAUUUAUCGUUGAUUCCCCAAAUCUUGAAUACUUCCAUGUCAAAGGUCGUAUAUCUGAUGCUUUUGUGAUAAAGAGUUUGGCAAUUUUAGUUACCGCACAUCUUGAUCUUCGUCAAACUGGCGUUGGUGCUGAUUCCUUUAAUCUAUGCGUUGAGCGUGUUUCGGAUCUCUUCAAAGGAAUCCCAAAUGCCAAAUUCAUUUCCCUGUCUAAUGACAUCGUACAGUUGCUAUGUGCGUCCUACGAUCUAAACCUACCGAGGUUUCCUAAUCUGACAAGGCUAGCAAUUGGAAUUGGUGUUGGUAUCGGCUGGAAACAACUUAUGACAAAGUUUGUUAAAUGUUCCCCUAAUCUAAACGUUCUUACGUUAGAUAAUAAGCAAGGAAUUAUCAAGGACUUGAAGGAACUGCGAAAGAACCCGUCUUUGCGCAUGCCUGAAUAUUUGGUAUCUCACGUCAAAGGCUUUAUUGUUGAAGAGCUUUAUUUUAAUUUCGUCCCCGAAGCUGUAGAAUGUUUACUGCAAGAUUUGAAUGUCCUAAAGAAGCUUGAAUUCAACUGUCAGUGUCCUUUUUUACUCAAGAACCAGAUUGGAUAUGCCUCUGAUUCUAAUGAUUCAUUUUAAACUUUCCUGAUUGAAAAAUUAAUUGUCUUUUUAAUGCAACAACCUUCCUAUGCAAUUUCUUAUUGCUAUCAUAGAUUGUAAUAACUUUACAAAAUGGAUUCUUUUAUUCUUUUUGAUAUUAUGGUGUAACUUUCGUGCAGAACUUGCUUAUGUUGAUUGCAACUACCGUCUUUGCUUUUAUGUAACCGUCUUGCUGAUUUUGUCAAAUUUGAAUUUCAGAAAAUUUAAAACUAAUAACACACAAGAAAUAUGUCAAGAAAUAUUACCAAUUGAGAAAAAUAUUCCUUCACUUAUAACCGUAGAAAACCCUAAAUUUUUACCUAUAUUUGCAAUAUUUUGUAAGAAAUAUAAUAUCUUCUUUAAAUAGUAAUUUUGGA
Messenger RNA from Amaranthus tricolor (Joseph's coat), 4383 nucleotides. Its product is annotated as F-box/LRR-repeat protein At4g14103-like. Bases 2555 to 4006 code for a protein of 483 amino acids. Lineage: Eukaryota; Viridiplantae; Streptophyta; Magnoliopsida; Caryophyllales; Amaranthaceae. The transcript is spliced from 4 exons. The record is from RefSeq and is a predicted model, not a curated record. Gene Ontology annotation, molecular function: protein binding.